AUGGGCAAACACACUCACUCACGAGAAUUUUUGGAUAAAUUCAAAUUCAAUAUUGGCAACUGUGUUGAAACAAAAAACACCAACAACAACAAAAUACCCAAACAGAAAUUCCUCUUUGCGCUAAUUGCCCUUGCCUCGCUGUACGCCCUGGUCUCAGCCAAUCCCGUCAACAAUGGCCGAUAUAGUCCCGAUCUUUAUUACAAUGGACAGUACUUCAAGAAUCGCGAUUACUACAAUCAGCGUCGUUACUACGAUUCACUUUUGAAGAAAUACAAUGCCGGUGUGGCCGCCCAGGAAUCACGUGUCGUCGAGCAAAAAGUUGUUCCCAUUAGUGAUGGAAACUUUGCCUAUGAAUUUGACACAAAUAAUGGAAUUCAUGCCGAUGCUCGUGGCUCCAGCAUUUACCUGGGAGGCGAGGAACCCGGUCAAAAGAUCGAUGGCUCUUUUGCUUAUAUCAGCCCUGAAGGUCUUCGCGUGGGAGUACGUUACACAGCCGACGAAAAUGGCUACCGUCCCGUGUAUACAUAUGAUGGCAUUGAUGCUCCCCGCUACGCCAAUGCCCCAGAACCCGCCGAUGUGCAACUCACCCACAUUCAAUAA
This is a messenger RNA of Stomoxys calcitrans (stable fly), 600 nucleotides long. RefSeq names its product cuticle protein 2-like. Gene Ontology annotation, molecular function: structural constituent of chitin-based larval cuticle. Bases 1 to 600 code for a protein of 199 amino acids. Gene Ontology annotation, cellular component: chitin-based extracellular matrix. NCBI's taxonomy places the organism in Eukaryota, Metazoa, Arthropoda, Insecta, Diptera, Muscidae. The record is from RefSeq and is a predicted model, not a curated record. The transcript is spliced from 3 exons.